This is a messenger RNA of Metarhizium brunneum ARSEF 3297, 948 nucleotides long. Its product is annotated as D-erythronate dehydrogenase. Lineage: Eukaryota; Fungi; Ascomycota; Sordariomycetes; Hypocreales; Clavicipitaceae. The record is from RefSeq and is a predicted model, not a curated record.
AUGAAGAUUCUUGUUACCGGAGCCGCUGGCUACAUUGGCCAAAUCUUGUCCGAAGCGUUGCUGAAUGCCGGUCACUCUGUAGUCAUGGCCGAUAUUGUCGAGCCUCUUGUUCCUCCCGGCGCGAAAAGUGCCCAGGAUCGCGCGACCCUUGUCCAAGUCGACUUGUUUGAAGAUGCAGAGUCCGUCAUCGGCCAAGAUCUGGAUGCCAUCUACAUUUUGCACGGCAUCAUGUCCGCAGGGAGCGAAGCAGACGUGGACCUCGGCUACCGCGUCAACCUGCACAGCGUGCUGAAGCUGCUCGAGGCUGUGCGAAGGCUCUGCCCCGGCGUGCGCGUGAUAUACACGUCGUCCAUUGCCGCCUACGGCUCUCCCCUGCGCGGCCUGCCCUCUGAAGACACCGUGUGCACGCCCCAGACGAGCUACGGGACGCACAAGAUGAUGAUCGAGGCCGUGCUGAACGACUACAACCGCCGCGGCUUCAUUACGGCAUUUGCCCUCCGACUUCCUGGCAUAUCUGUCCGAGGCGGAAAGCCCACCCAGGCGGCGAGCAGCUGGAUGAGCGGCAUCAUCCGCGAGCCGCUACAGGGUCUGGAGACGACCAUUCCGUGCGGGGACGACUUCAAGUGCUGGGUGUGCUCGCCGAGAAGGCUCGUCAAGAAUCUCACCAUUGCUCUGACCCUCCCGGCGGACUGCAUGCCUCCGCAUAUCCGGCAAGUCCUGCUCCCGGGGAUCGCUGUCACCGUACGGGAGAUGCUUCAGGUAUUGCGCAAUGUUGGCGGCGACGAGGCUGUCAGGCUGGUGCGGAGGGAAGAACCCACCGCGGCCAUCAGAGCCAUGUUGGACAGUUGGCCGACGCAAUUUGACGAUGCAAAGGCAUUGCGGUUGGGGUUUGUGCCCGACCAGCCUUUCCAAGACACCGUGCAGGACUUUGCGGAUAGCUUGAAGUGA